AUGUUGCUCUGGGUAUUCCUUGGUUCCAUAAUUGGAUAUUGCGACCCACAACUCAGCUAUGAACCGUUGUGGAUUCAAUCCAUCAACGGGAUGAAGUCCAUUGGAGUUCACUUAAAGAAUUUUCAAGAUAAAUAUUGCACUGCAGAGGUAAGAGAAGGAAAUGCGAUAGUAGUUAUUAGUACAUCUCCAGGAGGAUAUACUACUUGAGUGUUGAUGACAUCGACCCAGCUUUUGGUGUUGAAAAAGCAACGGAAAUAAUGCGAAGAUAUGCGUAUGUGGCUGUUCGUUUGGAAGAUGUUUGUAUGGAAUUACAGUUGGAUGGGGUUGAUGAGGUGGGUUUGGGGAGUAACGAGACUAUGUCAGAAGAUGCUUUGCAACUCGUCAAGCAUUCAGGUAGAUUCCAAAACUAUCUAAAUUACUUUUGCAGGUCCAAUUGGGAUUGAUGUGAGUUUAUUCAACGAGAAUAACAACCGGAGUAUGGAGAAGUCUCUGACCGAAGACAAGGAAAUUGAUCACAUUCUCAAGUCGUUUGAUACCAUGGGAAAAACUGGGCAGAAACCUUUUGCAUCAACGUUCUUGAAUCCGCUAAUGAAGAAGCUAAAGUAUGACGCAAGGUAAAUGCCAACGACUAUUGUAAAUUUGUAAUUACUAGAUCUCCGCCGAUCAUCAAUGAGAACAAAACUGUCAAUGUUAGAGUCGGAAUUCAUGUUCAAUCCGUCUCAAACUUUGAGUUGACAACUAUGGUACGCCGUCUUCUUUAUGGAAACAUAUUUAUGUUGCCUUAACUGAGAAUUCAAAUUAUUAUAUUUAUUUCAGGAUUUUGACAUGGAUAUGUGGCUAAGAAUGGCUUGGAGAGACCCCAGACUGGCGCAUGGAUUGAGUGGCCCAAUUUUGAUUACAGAAGAGGGUUAUUUGAAAAGACUGUGGAGGCCGGACGCUGUCUUUAUCAACAGCAUGGAGAGCUUCUUCCAUCGGGUUACUUAUCUUAACUUUUACAUGUUCGUUUUCCCAGAAGGAGAGGUCUUUUUUGAAGCCAGGUAAAUACAGAAUUACAUGAGUAAUUCCAUGUGCACUUUUAGAGUUUAUUUGAAGCCCAAGAGUCAUCUGGUUCUGUGCAAGUACCCCCACGACUCUCAAACUUUGAUCCUCCAGAUAAGUUCUAGUAAGUUACACAUUGUUCGGAGUAAAAUAACUGUUUAUUCAAGUCGCAAUGACUCAAGAUACCGUAGUCUUCCAAUGGUUCCCGAUAAAACGUGACGCCAUUCGAGUGAAUAGGAACAUUCAAUUGCCCGAGCUUCAUAUUACCAGCUACGAAAGCACAGUAUGCGAUGCAAGGAGGAAGACUGGCAACUUUACUUGCCUGGAGGCGAGAUUUUAUCUGAAAAGAAAUAUUGGAUAUCAUAUAGCGCAGACAUAUGUUCCCACAGCAACUUGUGUUGUGUUCUCCUGGAUCAGUGUUUGGCUACCGGAAGAGUUUGUUGAGGGGAGGAUCUUCGUUGCGUUGACUGUCUUCUUAACCUUGAGUGCAGAGAGUAAUGCGGCUAAGGAUACAUUGCCCAAGGUUUCUUAUAUCAAGGUAAGUGGACGGUAGACUGACCCGUUUGCAAGGUAUAUAAAGAUUUCUUCAAAUUUGGAUUACAUCAGAUUUCUAGUUUUAGGUUAGAAACGUCCUUGGAUAAAAACAGUAGAAGAUUAUCAAAAUAUGUAAAUCAAUAGGAGUGUAAAUCAUCAUUUUGUGAACUCAAAGUUAAUCGGUAGAUCUUUUAGAAAAUUCUAAUCUAGAUGUUGUCUCCUUUUUAUCAAAACAUUUGUGCCACACGUUGGUCAUAUUCCUUACAGGUCUUACUUUCAGGCCAUUGAUAUUUGGUUCGGAUUCACGGCGUCAUUUGUUUUCUCCACAAUGUUGCAAGCUUUGAUCGUGAUCAGGCUGGAGAAUAUGAGCAAAGAAAAGGUGAGCCUAAAUUGACGAUAUGGGCCUACACUGCCAAAGCUGUAGUCCCUUAAACAUAUACUUUGAUGUUACGCUUUGAAUUUGACGUCCACGUUUAUAAUCGAAUAAGCAUAAGCUGUUACUGCUUGAUUACUUACCUUUAUUGGGUUUACCGCGGGGUUGUAGAAGUCAAACUGACUCAGUAAUGGAUGACAUAACUCCCUAAUUACAUUUUAAUAUUUAAAAUCAAGAGUAGAAAAACUUUUUUGACAAUUUAAAUUUUUAAUUGAUGGUGCGUAACUACAAGUAUAUUUUGAAUGUGGCAGAAUUCAUUUUCAGCGAAAACUGGUGGAAAACGAGAGUGCUUCGUUGGGUGUGGACAAGACUGUUCGUUUGCUGAUUGAGAGUAAACGCCUGCAUAAGCUGAGCAGAUGGCUGGACGAGUUCUUCAAAGUGAUGUACCCGGUCAUCUUCCUCAUAUUCCUUUUCAUCUACGCCUUUGUGGUAAUCCAGGGGGAGCCCACUUGCGUUUGA
Bursaphelenchus xylophilus (pine wood nematode) is the source of this 2464-nucleotide messenger RNA. NCBI's taxonomy places the organism in Eukaryota, Metazoa, Nematoda, Chromadorea, Rhabditida, Aphelenchoididae. The record is from the annotation of a GenBank genome assembly.